Molecule: messenger RNA, 2607 nt
Organism: Eucalyptus grandis
Lineage: Eukaryota; Viridiplantae; Streptophyta; Magnoliopsida; Myrtales; Myrtaceae
Product: glycine--tRNA ligase, mitochondrial 1
Biological process (GO): mitochondrial glycyl-tRNA aminoacylation
Cellular component (GO): cytoplasm; mitochondrion
Molecular function (GO): ATP binding; glycine-tRNA ligase activity
Source: RefSeq, a predicted model, not a curated record
AUGGAGGUCGAUGAGGGCCUACUUCAGUUGAUACCUCAUCGAUUCAAAGUGUGGAUCCGUCACGGUCCCAACGAUAUUCGGGAGGGACCCUUGGAUGGCUUUGACGGACCUGCCGUCGAUGAUGAGUAUGUGGAGCAUCCCGAUCCUGUCGUGGAUGCCAAUGUUAUAGCUAACAUCGAGGCGAACCAGUUAACCGAGGAUGAGCAAGAGCCCAAAGUUGAGGAGGUAGCUGACCAGCUAGACAUCGACAUUCGUAAUGGUGUCGUAGUGGACCUGGAUCUCAAGCAGUACAACACGGCUCGCCUCGUCAAACUUCCCUUGGCGCUCUUUUUCUCCAUGUCGCGCCUUUUCUCUCUCCCUCCUUCCCCGGCCUCUCCCGCGUUGGACCGCUCCGAGGACGCGCUCCAGAAGGCCCUCGACCACAAGCAGGCCAGUGGGGCGCCGAAGCCGGAGAUCGGCGCCGUCAACGCGGUUCCGAACGACCUCGAGAUCGAUGAGGCCAGCAUCGAGAGGCAGGUCCAAGACGGCGUGUCCGGCGCCGGCGACGUCCCCCUCACGAGGGAGGCGGAACGUCUGCGGGACGCGCUCCUGAAGGCCCUCGCCCACAAGCAGGCCAGCAGGGCGCCGAAGCCGGAGAUCGGCGCCGCCAACGCGGUUCUGAACGACCUCGAGAUCGAUGAGGCCAGCAUCGAGAGGCAGGUCCAAGACGGCGUGUCCGGCGCCGGCGAGUCCCCCACGAGGGAGGCGGAACGUGUGCGGGUCAUCAACACGCCGGGGAGCCGCCGGUUCUACCUUCCCUCGUCCGACUUUGACCACUUCGGAGUCAAUUCCAACGUCUUCACCUUCUGGCGUGAGCAUUUUCGUCUCGAGGAGGACAUGUUCCCUCAAGUCUGUUUCCUCACGGAGUAUCCCCUUAAAGCGUGGGACGUCGUGGAGAGUUUUGGCGACCUUCUGGUGAAGGAUGUGAAAACUGGGGCUUGCUAUCGAGCUGACGAUGUGCUUGAAGAUUUUUGUACUGAGGAGCUCCAAAAGGAUUUGGGCAUUAAGAAGGCUGCCGAACUCAAGCAUGUACUUGCAACUUUGAGAUCGGGUGAUCUCAGUGUUCAUGAAGUGGAUGCCGAGAUAAAAGAAUAUGGUGUCACGGCUCCACACACCAAAAAUCCUCUCUCUGAGCCCUAUACGUCCAUUGGUACUUUGCUUAUCCCUGAGCGCAAGUCACCUAAAACUGCACUAGGCAUUCUUCGUACUGUCAAAUGUUUCAAAGCCCUCCUUCGAUGUAACAACUUUAAACUCCCCUUUUCUGUUGAGCAGCUUGGGAAGGGUGUGUGUCAUGAGGUUCCUCACCAUGGCCUAGGUUUUUAUAGAUUUCGUAAGUUCAUUCUUGCUGAGAUCGAGCAUUUUGUCGAUCCCGAAGAUAAAUCCCAUCCAAAGUUUUCUCGAGUUGCAGAUCUGGAAUUGUUUAUGCUCUCCAGGGAACAACAAAUUUCUGGCCAAGCAGCUAUUAAAACUCGGCUUGGCGAAGCAGUUUCAAAGGGAACUGUUAACAAUGAGACUCUCGGCUACUUCAUUGGGAGAGUAUAUCUUUUUUUAACUCACCUCGGGAUAGACAAGGAUCGCUUGCGGUUUAGGCAGCGUCUUGCAAACGAAAUGGCUCUCUGUGGAGCAGAUUGUUGGGAUGCUGAAAUUGAGUGUUCCUAUGGUUGGAUUGAGUGUGUUCUUACUUCAGAUGGGUCAACAUAUGAGUUCCAAUCAUUUACGAAGAAAUGUGGAGCGGCUUUUGUUGCCAGUAAAAAAGUUGCUGAACCUAGAGAAGUGGAGAAACUGGUAAUUGUUCCAAACAAGAAGGAACUAGGUCUUGCCUUUAGGGGAAACCAAAAGAUGGUGGUUGAAGUUUUGGAGGCAAUGGGUGAAGAGGAAGCUUUGCGGUUGAAGGCUGCUUUAGAAGCCAAAGGAGAGGCAGAAUUUCUGGUAUGCACGAUGGGGAAGAGUGUAAUAAUCAAGGAUAACAUGGUCAAUAUUUCGAAGCAGAAGAUGAAGGAAGAUCGGAGGGUUUUUACGCCGUCUGUUAUUGGAUCGUCUUUUGGCAUGGGACGCAUAAUAUACUGCCUAUUUGAGCAUUCUUUCUAUACAAGGCCCAGCAAAGCAGGAGAUGAACAACUAAAUGUGUUGCGCUUCCCUCCAUUUGUAGCACCUAUCAAAUGUACCAUUUUGCCAUUGAUACAGAAGCCAGAGUAUGAGUCAGUUGCUCAACUGAUUAGCAAAUCACUGACUGGCAUAUACCGGACUGAUGCUCGUGUUCCGCAUAAGAUUGACAUAGGCAUCCCCACAUGGAAAAGAGAUACGAGAUUCGUUACAGGCAACACCAUAGGGAAGAGACAUGCGGUUUGCGAUGAGUAUGGUGUGCCUUUCACGAUCACUGUCGAUUCUCAAGUUGAUGUGACCAUACGAGAGAGGGACAGCAGGGAUCAGGUUCGAGUAGGAGUGGGGGAAGUGGUCUCAAUUGUGAAGGAAUUGAUUGAUGGGCGCAGGACCUGGUCCGAUGUACGGAUGAUGUACGGUGGAGUUUCCGCAUCUGCCGAAGAAAAUGAAUAGUUGGGUUACGGAUAU